AUGGAGCUUGAAAUGCAGAAAGUGAUAACAAGCCUAUUUGCCGUAUUGCUGGUUUUUAUAGGAUGGAGAACAUUGAACUGGGUGUGGAUACGGCCUAAAAGGCUUGAGAAAAUUCUGAGAAAACUAGGCUAUAAAGGAAACUCCUACAGGCUUUUAUUUGGUGACUUGAAAGAUCUUGCUGCUGCUAAACAAAGAGCUAAAACUAGUUCUAUCAGUCUGUCUGAUGAUUUUCUGUACCGUGCAGCUCCCACUGUUUUUACUGCUACUCAUAAGCAUGGUAAAAAGGCAUUUUUAUGGCUUGGACCGAAACCACUGGUAUAUAUCUCAGAACCUGAUCAAGUAAAAGAGGUACUAAAUAAGUUUCAUAACUUCCAGAAGCCGAGGGGAGGCAAUCCUUUAUCGGCAUUGCUUGUCACAGGACUUAUAGAUGCGGAGGGUGAUAGAUGGACCAAACACCGUAGAAUCAUCAAUCCUGCUUUCCAUCUCGAGAAGUUAAAGAAUAUGUUGCCAGCCUUUUACUUAAGUUGCAAUGAUAUCAUGAAGAAAUGGGAGGAAAUGGUUUCUGCACAAGGUCAAUGCGAGGUGGAUGUAUGGCCUUAUAUUGAAACAUAUACCAGUGAUGUCAUUUCACGUACAGCAUUUGGCAGUAGCUAUACCGAAGGAUCAAAAAUAUUUGAACUCCAGAAAGAACAAUCUGAGCUUGUAAUGCCACUUUCACAAUCAGUGUACCUUCCUGGAAUGAGAUUUUUGCCAACAAAAAGAAACAAAAGGAUAAAGGAGAUUCACAAUGAGGUGAGCAUUGCUCUAAGGAGUAUCAUUAACAAGCGUUUGAAGGCAAUGGAAGCGGGAGAAGGUAUCCAGAACGACUUGUUGGGUAUAUUAUUGCAAUCAAAUUCUGAAGAAAUUAAAGCAAAUAAAAAUAUGAAAUCUGGAUUGAGUGUUGAUGACAUUAUUGAAGAGUGUAAGCUCUUCUAUUUGGCGGGACAAGAGACAACCUCAACUCUACUUGUUUGGACAUUGAUUUUAUUGAGUCAGCAUACAGAAUGGCAAGAGCGCGCCAGAGAAGAGGUUUUGCAUACCUUUGGAAACAGAACACCAGAUAUUGAUGGCUUAAAUCACCUCAAAGUUCUUAAUAUGAUUUUGCUGGAGACGCUUAGAUUAUACCCUUCAGGAGUUGUCCUUGGUCGAUCUAUUUCUGAAGAUACAAAAUUAGGAGAUACGAUCCUUCCUGGCGGAAUACUACUACAUCUGCCAGUCAUACUGUUGCAUCAUGAUAAAGAGAUCUGGGGUGAUGAUGCUAAGGAAUUCAAGCCAGAGAGAUUUUCCGAAGGUGUGCUCAAGGCAACAAAGGGGAAAGCAGUAUUCUUUCCUUUCAGCAUGGGACCUCGGGUUUGCAUUGGACAGAAUUUCGCAAUGCUGGAGUCCAAAUUGGCAAUAGCCAUGAUACUGCAACGCUUUUCUUUCGUGCUUUCCCCAUCCUAUAUACAUGCUCCUUACACCAUCAUUACUCUUCAUCCUCAAUAUGGUGCUCCCUUGACUCUAAAAGCAUUAUAG
Daucus carota subsp. sativus is the source of this 1554-nucleotide messenger RNA. Its product is annotated as cytochrome P450 CYP72A219-like. Gene Ontology annotation, molecular function: iron ion binding; heme binding; monooxygenase activity. Bases 1 to 1554 code for a protein of 517 amino acids. The record is from RefSeq and is a predicted model, not a curated record. Lineage: Eukaryota; Viridiplantae; Streptophyta; Magnoliopsida; Apiales; Apiaceae. The transcript is spliced from 5 exons.